This is a messenger RNA of Schistocerca gregaria, 2927 nucleotides long. Its product is annotated as ankyrin repeat domain-containing protein 6-like. The coding region runs from base 287 to 1567 and encodes 426 amino acids. The transcript is spliced from 4 exons. The record is from RefSeq and is a predicted model, not a curated record. Gene Ontology annotation, molecular function: protein binding. NCBI's taxonomy places the organism in Eukaryota, Metazoa, Arthropoda, Insecta, Orthoptera, Acrididae.
GAAGGUAUCCUUCGGCACACGCUACGUCACUGUUCGCUGCACUUUGGCUGGCAGCAGUUGAUUGUUUACCGCGCCGGUCGCAGUGACGCAAGCGCCACGUGAGCAGCAGUUCAGCCCGCGCAUACAGUGUGAAGUCGCUCUGGGCUUCAGAAGUCGAUGUUGUAGCCCUCCGCUCCGUAGACGGUAUACGACGGAUUCAACUCCAACGGUCAACCCGAAGAACACCAAUAAAUCAUCUCGCAGCCGGACGAGGUUUUCGGCCAGUGGCAUUGAAGAGUCAUCGCCGAUGGAACCCACCCAGGAGGUUAUGGAGACCACAGCCGUGGACCUGGGCGCCCUUCUGGACGCAGGGGACGGCGCAGUCGUCACACUGGUGGCGGGCGGCAACCGUCUUGUGGCGCACAGGGCCGUGUUGGCCGAAAGAAGCCCCGUGUUUGGCGGCAUGUUUCGCCACGACUCACUGGAAGCCAACGCCGGCGAGGUCGCAAUCCCGGACGUGGAGGGACCAGUGCUCCGCCAGCUGGUCGCCUACCUCUACACCCUCCAGGCCCCUCAGCUGCCCAGCCUGGCCCCCCAGCUGCUGGCAGCCGCUGAUAAAUACGGCGUGUCGGCCCUGAAGGCUUGGUGCGAGCAGGUCGUGGCUGCUCAGCUGUCAGUCGAGACUGCGGCGGCCGCAGCUGUUCUGGCGAUCAGGCACUCCUGCACCAGCCUCAGGCAGGCCACCGUUAACUUCAUCAAGGCCAAUGUCACGCAGGUUAUGAGCACGCAGGGCUGGGCUGACGCAGUGCGCACUCAGCCUGAAGAUGUGGUCACACUGGGUCACCUGCUGGCAGAUCUUCCAGCAGAAGCCAGCACGCCGGUCUCUGCAGAUGGCAGCAGUCCGCAGGGCGACCGCGGCCGCACCCCUGCCACUGAUGUGCCGCACACGGCUGCCUGCACCGCUCCUCCGCCAGAUGACUCUGCCGUCUCUCGCCUGCGGAGCCUGCCUCAAAAGGAGAAGAACAGCAGGCUGAUUAAGGCAGCGAAGGAGGAUGCAGUCACCGAGCUGCAGACGCUGCUGGCAGCUGGUGCGGACGUGGGGGCGAGGGAUGAGGACGAGCGCAGGUACACUGCCCUGCACUGGGCAGCAGAGAAGGGACAUGAGAAGGCAGCGAGGUGCCUGGUGGUGGGUGGAGCAGACGUGGACGCCAGGAGCAGCGGCUGGCAGGAGACGCCUCUGCACAAGGCUGCAGGUAAUGGCCACGAGGCUGUGGCGCGGCUUCUGCUGGUGGCAGGGGCGGAGGCUGAUGCCAGGAACAAAACGCAGAGCACGCCCUUGCUUGUGGCUGCAUAUCAUGGCCACGUGGCUGUGGUGCGGCUGCUGCUGGCGGCCACUCCUUACCACAACGCCAGAGAUCAGUGGGGACGAACGCCGCUGCACAAUGCGGCUCUGCGCGAACACGCAGAGGCGGCUUCGGCACUGCUAGAUGCUGGGGCCGACCGCUGGGCCAGGAAUAACGAGGGGAAAACCCCACUGGACCUCGCCAAGCAGAACAACCACCAGCAGCUGAUGGACAUGCUAAGGUGAAGGUAGCUGUCUGACAGGCAUCCUUGGACUAAAACGAAAAGAAUUCCAUUCCAUGAGUUUUCUUCAUUAUUAAAAUAUAGACUGUGAUAAAUCUAAACCUGAAGUAUUCACUGUUUCUGUACUACCAUAAUGUUGUGCCUCGGCAGACUUUUAUGGCCACUUCUGGUGAACGCUUCAAUAGAUCUAUAGUACAUAAUAUUAUUCCAAUUUCAAAUCGUGGCACACGUCUUUGAUUUUUGCUGUAUUUUUCUGAAAUUAUAAAAAAGCUGCAAGAUUAAACUUCUCUCAAAUGUGAAAAACAUGUUCGAAGUUUCAAUAAGGUCAUGAACCUGGGAACAAAUCAGACUCAAAUUCAAAAAUACAGUGUUGAAGAAAUUCUCAACUGCAGCAAUAUACCUGUUACAUUAUUACUUUACUACAACCAAUAAUUAGUAAAUUAAAUGAAAUUAAGAAUGUUUUACAAUAAAACUGUUAAACAUUAAAAACCUGUCGAAAUAGGAGCUUUUGACAACUAACUCAACGUUCAGUUCUCAAGACAGGUGAAACUGUUAACAGAUUAAAGCUACUAGGUUUAUUUGCACACAUUUGCACCACAUGUUUCAUCCUAGAACGCUUUCUUUGCACCACUGACAGGGCGUGGCUUAACAUUAUGUAAAAACUGUUAAGAAUAUAUAUAAUUUUCUUUACAAUAAAACACUCUAACUGAAGAAUUAACAAUAUAUUCGAAGUAGGAUCAAUUUCCUAUGCAGUGUUUAAAUAUGUAGAACACAAAUUGUUUGCAAAUGCUCCACAGUUCAUUCCCUCAUCUCUAAAAACAAAACAUUAGAAAAUGGAACAAACUGCUUACUACAUUGGUUCAUCUGAUUCUAAAAUUGAUUUUUUGUCUGUAGUUAUCUGGAGGGACUCGUGUUUUCCUGGGGACAUUAUCCAGUAGGAUCAACACAUCCCUUACUUGUAAGUAUGAAAAUAUCAUUGUAACAAAAGUGACAAUGAGAAAUAUCUACGCGGUCAUGCUGAAAACUAAUGCUUCAGAAAUUUUUAUGCUGUUUUCUAGAUUCGUUGAUGUCUUACAUGUCAUGCAUGCUACUCAGCCGACUUUUCCACUCCGCUCACACAAGCUACUGCUCGCUGCAACUAAACUGUAGCAUGUGAUAAGGCUUGGUGUAGCGAAACUAUCUCAGCAUACUGAGACACUUUCAGAAAACUGUCCACACGUGGACCAUCCUCUCCUGCUCGACAGUGGUAUAACACACAAGAGCACUGCAUCUCUGCAACUGUCCAAUACCUCGACUUCACUGUCUCUGACCAUCCUCCAUACAUUUCCGACUUGGCCCCAUCCUGCUUCCAUGUGUAUCCAGAA